CUCUCUGCAAUUAGAAAGAGCUAAAGGACUCAGACACCAUGAUGACUCCAACUCUGGUGUUGAAUCUUCUGCUUCUAGUUUCUAUUGCUUCAGCAGGACAUUAUUAUGGAGGCUCACUGACCUUCUCACCUAAAGGAACCAAUCCAGACGGGAGCAUUAGGGUCGAGUUUCGCAUCAAGCAAACGUAUGAUGAGACUUGGUGUUAUUACGAACCAUAUUACUGCGUCUCUGGGAAUUGUGGGUAUGAGAGCAAACAAGUCAGUGCAAAGAUUGAUCGCAGCUCUAAUGGAAGAAGCGCUUACACUAACACUUGGUGCCAAAAUGAAGCUGUUGUGACAAGAAACAUCAAUGGGAAUAUGCCAUUUGAUCUGCAGGACUAUUCUUGCUGCUGGGUGCCCACAGUUAACGGUGUUGGUUCCUGGAGACUCUGGACACACGUGGAUCUUGGCUUAAGAUCUGACACUAAUAAGCCCAACCAGUCGCCUCUGAACACUAUUUUACCACUUUUACGUGUUCCUCAAAACUGCCCUCGUACAUACCGCUUGAUGGCCUUUGACCCAGACGGCGAUCAGGUCAGAUGUCGAUAUGGAAUUCAACAGAAUAAUGAAUGUGACACAUGUGACCAGCCCAGUGGUUUCCAACUAGACCAAAAUGCCUGCACUCUAGACUAUAGCUAUACCUACAACACAGGAGUCUAUGGAUUUGAACUGGUUCUGGAGGACUUCCCAAGACAGCACAUCAGCCUGUCCUACACGGAUGGAACCCAGUCUUACAGAUGCCCUCUGGGCGGUGGAAGACACAAACGCUCACCUUGGUCCUGGUUGUAUACAACCCCUGAAACUACAACUGAAGCAUCCACUACACUGCAGCCAACUACCACGCUUCCACCUACAACUACACCAUGGUGGCUUUGGCUGCAAACCACAACUACCACUACAACAUACCCAAAUCAACAGUUCACCACGACUACCAUACCUCCACAUCAACGUUCUUAUGAUCCAUUGAGCAAGAUCCCUCUGCAAUUUAGUCUCCUUGUUGACCCGCCUGCUCCGUCCUGCACUGAGGGACUCUACAUUCCUCAUUUUGUGUCACCAACUCCCCACAACGGAGAAACAAUUCAUGCUACACCACUCAAUGAACUGGAAAUCCGAGUUAAAGCCACAGCAGCUUAUUCAACGGUUUCUGAUGUCAUCAUUAGUGGCCCUCUGAACAUAACUAAGCACCCUUUGAGCACUGGAGAGUACGCCAUCAGAUGGAUGCCAAUGACAGAGGAUCUUGGAGAUCAUUUUCCUGUCUGUUUCAUUGCGGAGAGCUCAAGCGGAUCUAGCAUUUAUCAGUCUGAAAUGAGAUGUGUCAUUGUCACCGUUGGACGACAGACCGUUGAUGCAAAUGUGAUUUGCACUGGAACCAACAUGGUCAUUGAAAUUGAGCAGGUGGACUCUGUCGGGCUGCACAAGGACUAUCUGCGACUCAACAAUCCCGCCUGCACUUUAGACUCAAACGGCACUCACGUGUUAGCAAACUUUUCCCUCAAUGCCUGUGGAACUAUGAUUGAGGAGGACGAUCUGUACAUCAUUUUUAAAAAUGAAAUUACCUCGACUGAUGACCCAAACAGCAUCAUUACCAGAAAACACGAGGUGGAGAUUGAGUUCUCCUGCCGUUAUGAGAAGAGCAACAAUGUUUCACUGCAGUUCACAGCACAGAGACACACGACCACCAUCACAGAGAAAGGCUUCGGUACCCUCACAUAUAGCUUCGGACUCUUCGAAACAGCAGACUACACCUUAAAGGUGGACCCAAACACAUAUCCUGUGGAGUAUGAGCUCGGUGAAAUGAUAUACAUGGAGAUCGAAUCCCAGUCUUCAAUCAACAACACUGAGCUCUUCAUCGACUCAUGUGUUGCAACACCUUUCAAUGAUCCGAACUACCAUACGCCUUAUUCAAUCAUCCAAAAUGGGUGCAUCUUGGAUGAAACAGUUCAGUUCUACACAAGCCACAAUCCAAUGGUCCGCUUUGCAAUGGAAGCCUUCAAAUUCAUUGGACUUCAUGAUCAGGUGUAUAUCAGUUGUUCAGUGAUCCUAUGUGAGGCAAACAAUCCCAACACCCGCUGUUCUCAGGGCUGCGUUGACAGCACAGUAGCUCCACCAUCACACCACCAUCACAAAAGAGAAGCUCCCAUCCAGACCUCCAGUCACUUCGUCUCUCAGGGACCCCUGCGACUGAAGAGGAGUGUUGAGCGUGAAGUGUCCUCCACGGCUUUGAACCUAAAUCUAGUGUUCAUAGUUGGAAGUCUCCUCGCAGCUAUUGGGAUGGUGUGUGCUGUUCUGAUCUACCAAACCAGGAAACCACUGGUCAAAUAUCAACCACUACAUAAUACUGAAAUUUAAUGGAUUAUCUGAGAGACUAAGAAAUCAUUUCCAUUUUGCUGUUUCAGGGCUUUGAAAGAUUUGUCUCAGUUUGAUCCAAUGUAUUUUGACCUGUUAAAUCAUAAUAUAUACAAUUGAUGAUUAGGGUUAUUUUCAUAUACACGUGUAGUGUAUAUCUUUACAUGGAACUCUUUUGUUUGCUGCUGAUAAAGUUUAAAUAAAAAUGGAAAUGUGAAGAAAAAGAGCAGCUAUUCAAUUAAAAGAACAGUUCAAACAAUGUAUAUCCACAAAGAGAAAUAAACAAGCAUAAGAGUAUUGUUGUUGUGGUCU
Molecule: messenger RNA, 2696 nt
Organism: Xyrauchen texanus (razorback sucker)
Lineage: Eukaryota; Metazoa; Chordata; Actinopteri; Cypriniformes; Catostomidae
Exons: 13
Coding region: 39-2387 (782 amino acids)
Source: RefSeq, a predicted model, not a curated record